AUGAAUGAAUGCCUCGCUGCUGUGGUCGCAGUCGUGGUGCAGGUGCUGGUGCCGGUGGUACCUUUUCGGGAAUCCGCGUGGCUCCAUCACCAUCAGGAAGAGAAGAUGCGAGAUAAAAGUAUGCCAGUUGAGUCUGAGUCAGGGGACCUCAACAGGAAAGACCACCGCCAGAGCACCACUGACUCAGCAAAUGGUGCCCACACAGCAAUCAACAUCAGGAAAAGCAGUAGUGGCAACAGUAGGAAGAGACAUCUGGUGUCUACCAAGUCCAACAACAACAAGUCACCUUGCCACAGUCCCACUGCUGAUGCAGCAAAUCUCAAUGUUGAAGGACAACGUUCUGUCAAGAAGAUUUCUAAUUCUUUAUGGCUGGGAAGCAGCAGCACCGACAGUGGCUCUGGGCGCCAUCAGGCACCAUCAGCAGCGGUAACGGCGCCAUUGGAAAAAGGUGACGCGACCAGAAGGCCACCGGCGCCCGUCCGCGACAUUAGACAAGGUCCCAUUAUCUCUUCCAAAGUGGUGGUGCUGGAGACCACCACCACCAACGCCAGUACCACAGCCACCACCAUGCCAGUCCUCUUCCCUGCAUCCCCAGAGGACACAAGAGGCUCACUCACCAUGCUGGCUACUGCAUCUUUGCUGGAGGCUGCACAAGGUACCAAGGUAUCAGGAGCUGUGUCCCCUCAUGAUCCAUGA
Molecule: messenger RNA, 696 nt
Organism: Notodromas monacha
Lineage: Eukaryota; Metazoa; Arthropoda; Ostracoda; Podocopida; Cyprididae
Source: the annotation of a GenBank genome assembly